Puccinia graminis f. sp. tritici CRL 75-36-700-3 is the source of this 879-nucleotide messenger RNA. RefSeq lists its product as uncharacterized. Lineage: Eukaryota; Fungi; Basidiomycota; Pucciniomycetes; Pucciniales; Pucciniaceae. The coding region runs from base 1 to 879 and encodes 292 amino acids. The transcript has 5 exons. The record is from RefSeq and is a predicted model, not a curated record.
AUGUCUAGUAUCCCGUCUGGCCCAGCUAGUCCUGGCGCUUUUGAGGCGGUGAAGGGGGGUGAUUCGACUGAAUCAAGCUUGGGCCUACUGCCUUUCAAGCUUGUAGGUGCAGCAGCCAAAAUGGACUCCGAAAUGAUUAAGCAGUACUUACCUCCGGGGUUUCUAAAAGAGAUUUAUAAGAUCGCGGAGGAUCGUGCUAAGAAUGGAAAGGACUGGAAGAGUAAAGAGGAUGGCGAAGAAAAGGGGAUUAUCGUCGACAAAGAUGGUCAUAUCGUGGAUGGCCCAUUUCCCUUGGCGAUUCACAAGGGCGCAGAGUCCGUGGCUGGGACUAACGAAGGGAAUCCGACUAACAAACAAUGUGCCGCCUCGUCUGUCGCCGCCCGAGCGGAUGCCGGACCUUGCACCGAGGAUGAACUUGAAGGUGCCGCUUUCAAGCUUGUCGGUGAAGCAGCCGAAUUGGACUCCGGAGUCAUUAAGCAGUACUUAUCUCCAGAGCUUCUAAAAGAGAUCUAUAAAAUCGCCGAGGAACGUGCUAAGAAUGGAGUGGACUGGGAAAAUGAAGAAGACGGUGAAGGAAAGAUGAUUAUCAUUGAUAAAGAUGGUCAUAUUGUGGAUGGCCCCUUCCCAUUGACGAUUUAUGAGGGCUGUACAGAUCUAGAGUCGGUUGAGGCGAGUAGCGAAGGGAAUCCGACUCAAGAACACUGUUCCCAAGGAGAUGUCGAGCCCUUGACCGAGGAUGAACUUGAAACUGCCCUUGCGUUCCUUCUGGCCGAUGGGUGUUACUUUUGUACAUCACACUUCCACCAAAGACAAUUGAUACAAAGACUCCAACACUACGGGUAUGAUCAGAUUCAGAUGGAAUUAAGCGCUAGUCAUUAG